CUGACGUCACUGCUGCGCGCCGGAAGCGGGCCGGCCCUCAGCGCAGCGGGGCAGCGGGGGGUUCGCGGGGCCGGCGCGACCAUGCCGGUCACCGGGAAGACUUUCCGCCGGCGCCGGGCCGACUCGGAGUCGGAGGAAGAUGAGCAGGGCUCAGAAGAGGUUCGAUUGAAACUGGAGGAGACCCGAGAGGUGCAGAACUUGAGGAAGAGGCCCAACGGAGUGAGUGCUGUAGCCCUGCUGGUGGGCGAGAAGGUACAAGAGGAGACCACUCUGGUGGACGACCCCUUCCAGAUGAAGACCGGAGGCAUGGUGGACAUGAAGAAGCUGAAGGAAAGGGGCAAGGACAAGAUCAGUGAAGAGGAAGACCUCCACCUGGGGACAUCGUUCUCGGCGGAAACCAACCGGAGGGACGAGGACGCCGACAUGAUGAAGUACAUCGAGACGGAGCUGAAGAAGAGGAAAGGGAUCGUGGAGCACGAAGAGCAGAAAGUGAAGCCCAAGAACGCAGAGGACUGUCUCUACGAGCUCCCGGAAAGCAUCCGCGUCUCCUCGGCAAAGAAGACCGAGGAGAUGCUUUCCAACCAGAUGCUGAGCGGCAUCCCCGAGGUGGACCUGGGCAUCGACGCUAAGAUAAAAAACAUCAUCUCCACGGAGGAUGCCAAGGCCCGCCUGCUGGCAGAGCAGCAGAACAAGAAGAAAGACAGCGAGACAUCCUUUGUGCCCACCAACAUGGCGGUGAAUUACGUGCAGCACAACCGAUUUUAUCACGAGGAGCUCAACGCCCCCAUUCGGAGGAACAAAGAAGAGCCCAAAGCCCGGCCCUUGCGAGUGGGCGACACCGAGAAGCCGGAGCCUGACCGGUCCCCCCCAAACCGCAAGCGUCCUGCUAACGAGAAGGCCACUGAUGACUAUCAUUAUGAGAAGUUCAAGAAGAUGAACAGACGGUAUUGAGGGCAGCCACGGGAGAAGUGCAGAUUGGGGUGUAAAUAGCACUGCCCUCGCCCCAUGGUAAAGCCUUCCUGGACAGAACCCUGACCAUUGGCUAGCAGACAGUUCCAGAAACAGACUCCUAGUCUGGCUGCUUACCUUACCUGCUGGAUUUUUCAGGCUCUAAAUUUGUAUCCUUUUGAAACAAAACAAUACAUGGUUUUCUUAUUUGGAGGCAAACUAUUCUUGUGAAUGUUAUUAAAUCUUGUUUGUAAAUAA
Messenger RNA from Pipistrellus kuhlii (Kuhl's pipistrelle), 1206 nucleotides. RefSeq names its product chromosome unknown C9orf78 homolog (gene CUNH9orf78). Gene Ontology annotation, biological process: mRNA splicing, via spliceosome. The coding region runs from base 82 to 951 and encodes 289 amino acids. The transcript is spliced from 9 exons. Gene Ontology annotation, cellular component: spliceosomal complex. NCBI's taxonomy places the organism in Eukaryota, Metazoa, Chordata, Mammalia, Chiroptera, Vespertilionidae. The record is from RefSeq and is a predicted model, not a curated record.